Cucurbita moschata (crookneck pumpkin) is the source of this 1631-nucleotide messenger RNA. RefSeq names its product transcription factor SPATULA-like. Gene Ontology annotation, molecular function: protein dimerization activity. The record is from RefSeq and is a predicted model, not a curated record. Lineage: Eukaryota; Viridiplantae; Streptophyta; Magnoliopsida; Cucurbitales; Cucurbitaceae. The transcript is spliced from 8 exons. Bases 154 to 1359 code for a protein of 401 amino acids. Gene Ontology annotation, cellular component: nucleus.
CGUAACCCGCCUAGUAGUUCCGGGCAGAAAAGUGGCGGAGAGAUUACAGGAUACAACGCCGAGCAACGGAGCGGACGAUGUUCAACAAGCCCAAUACCCAACUUAAAAUGACAAUUUAGAGCGCUACCGUGCUUUGCUUCCUAUCCCUCUAAAAUGGACCAUUCCAUUUCCAACAAUUGCGAUCAAAAUGCAUGUUCUUCUUCGACGUGGACUCUCCCCGCCACCGCCACCGCCGCCGUCCCCUCUUCUUCCCCUCCCGAUGAAAUCUCUCUGUUUCUGCAACAAAUGUUGCUACGUUCCUCUUCCGCCGCUCCCCACUCCUCUCUCCUCUUUUCCUCUCCUUCUCCCUCCAUCUUCUCAGAGUUCACCUGCAACAUUAGAGCCUUCACCUCUCCAACCCAUAACAUUUCCCCUCCUUACGGGCUGCCUAAUGCAGUUCCUGAAGAGAUCUCCCCCGUCGAUGCCUCAGAACAAUUUGCAAAUUUCUCAUCUUCCGGUGUAGUACAUGAUCCCUUGCGCUCUUGUCCCACACCCGCUCCACCCAAUGCGUCUUCUAUACAUGUCGGAGCUAGUGAUCACUAUGAAAACGAUGAGUUUGAAUGCGAAAGUGAGGGUCUGGAGGCAUUGGUUGAAGACCUGCCUACAAAGCCCAAUCCUCGCAGUUCUUCCAAGAGAAGCAGAGCCGCCGAAGUUCAUAAUAUGUCUGAAAAGAGAAGAAGGAGCAGAAUUAAUGAGAAAAUGAAGGCCUUGCAAAAUCUGGUCCCCAAUUCUAACAAGACUGACAAGGCCUCGAUGCUGGACGAUGCAAUCGAAUAUCUCAAGCAGCUUCAACUUCAACUUCAGAUGCUGUCGAUGAGACAUGGCUUGAGUUUGCAUCCUAUGAACUUGCCUGGAAGUUUGCAAUAUCUCCAACUUUCCCCCAUGAGAAUGGACUUUGGUGAAGGAAGCAGGUCACUUUCCUCUGACCAAGAGAGACCCAACCAGAUCUUUCUCAGUUUGCCUGACCAAAAGGCUGCCUCCAUCCAUCCUUUCAUGUCAGACAUUGGAAGAACUAACCCACAAACUCCAUUUGAAUUGGCCCCGCCCAUCCAAACUCACCUAGUCCCCUUUUACUUGAGUGGGUCCCCAAAGUCCAAGGAGAUUUGCAGAGAAGCACUGCGAGACCACCAAGUGAAUGCGAUCGGCCAAUCGGAGACAACUCCCUUCCUGUCAUGCCCCAAUAACAUUCCAGCGCCUCCUGAUUUAGAAGAACUACGGAAUGGCGUCUCAUUGGAACCGUGCAUCAUUGAAGAAAAUCGGUCAGCGUCAACACAGGCAAAGCAACUGAAACAACUGAGCUGCAAUGAUCAAGAUUGUUGACACUUUCUGUCGCCUUUAUAUAUUCUUAUUCUCUUCAAAUUAUUCACUUGCAUUUGACAAAUCACUCUGAAAAUGGGAAAAUUUGUUGCAUAGAGCUGGCUAAUUAUGGAGAGGAUCUGCAUAGUUUUCUCUUGUACAAAUCUGACUCAUUUUUCUCCGGCGUUGAUUCGUUUUUCUCAUCCAUCUUUCGGGGUUUAGCCACGUUUCUUGUUUCUAAUUUAUGUAUUGGACUCGGUAUUCCGAUUAGUUAAUGAUACUUUGAUCCCUUGUUU